Molecule: messenger RNA, 4349 nt
Organism: Dimorphilus gyrociliatus
Lineage: Eukaryota; Metazoa; Annelida; Polychaeta; Dinophilidae
Source: the annotation of a GenBank genome assembly
AAUGUUCAGUGGUGAAUGAUGCACGGCGCCGGGUGGGGCAAUUUUCGACUUCUUCUCUAUUCCGUUCUACCUCUCGUCGUUCAAGCGGCCUCCUGUUCGGGAGGUAUCGCCGCCGGAAUAGCUAUUGGAUGUAUUGCCGGAACGAUUAUACUAUGUGCAUUAGCAUUCCUCGCCUAUAGAAUUAUAGAAAAGAAAAGAGCUACUAAGCAAGUUGAGAGUGAGUACAUGUAAAAUUUGAUUAUGUAAUAUAGCGUCCCUUUAAAAUGCAAAAACAAGAUGUGUUAUUCAGUAAAAAUGCGAUUUAAAAUUUACAUUUUGUCAAUUGAGAUAAUAGAAAUUUUCGUUUUUAUCUACCGAAUUGCGCUCGUUAGAAAUGAUAGCAAAAAAUUCUACCUUAUCAAAGUGUUAAACUAAAAUAUGCACUGACUCUUUAUUUCACUAGUAUGUCAAUUGUUACUUAAUGAAAAAGACGUAGUAAAAACAUAAUGAUUGUUGGCGGGCAAGAGAGCGUAUAAAUCGAGUUGGGUUGAGAAUAGAUUUAGGGGAGCUUUCUUCCCCCUUUCUUAUCUUACCCCUUCUUUUUCCUUCGCGCGCUCUCUCUUUCGCUCGUUCAUUCAUUCAGUCAAUCAUUCAUUCCCUCUCUCUCUCCCUCUGUCUCACACUCACUCACACACUCACACACUCUUUCUCACACAUUCAUUCAUUCAUUCAUACUAAUUUUCAAUAAUUUUCUAUCUCUUCUUUCACUCUUACUCCUUUUGCCACCUCAAUCUCCUCCCAUAGCCUUUUUGAGUGUCACGCGAAACCAUGUUACCUGUUACGCCUUCUUCCGCAGACGUUUAGGUAUAAAUAGAAAUGUUUAAAGAAAGGAGGUAAAAGGGGAAAGGGGUAGGUAGAAAAGAUUCAAGCUAUUGACAGCUAUUGUAAGGGAGUAAGAGUAAUGGUAUUUGCCUUAAUUACAUGGCUUUCGUUGAAUAAUUAGAUGCAAUUGUUCGAUCAGGUAAAAAGGGCGGUAAAAGGAAAAAUCUACAAUCGUUUGACAACCCAAGCUACGAACAGGACGAAGAAGGGGCCGUGAACUUGAAUGGAAAAGUAGAUAAAUCUAAAGUUAAAUGGGAAGGUGAAUAACCCUUUUUUUACCUUUUCUUCAUGUAGAAAAAAACUCUUUAUCUUUUUCACUCAAUUCUUAAAAUAGGCCUAGAUCUUUAGGUGCCGAUCGAGCAUUCCUGAAAUUAUUGAUAUUUACGUUGAAUCAACUUAUUAAUGCUUACGCAAACUCUAUCGGAUGAACGACGAGUCUUUUCUCUAUUACAAACGUUUCUUUUUGGAGAAACAAGUUAGACCGACUUUUGGUAAUUUCAAUACGAAAUUUUUUUUUGGCCGUUAGCCAAUUCCGAGCAUUCUAGGCAUUCCAUUCGUUCGAUAGGGAGAAUAUUUUGAAGGAAUAAUAGAAUAGAAACUUUUCCCCGUUUGACAUCGGCUAAGUGGAGUAAAGACACUAAUAGAGUUUAGAUAGUUUAAAAACUUGUUUGCAUAAACGAUUUAUGCGACACUGUUGCAAUCAAGUAUUAUAUCGAUCAUUCCGCUAAAUGGUCCCGUCAAUGGCCAAACUGAUUAAAUUUCUGACUAACGUCUUUCAUUUAUAACCUAUCGAUUAUACUAUUUUAGACCAACAUAUAAAUAACAUAAGCUUUUCAAUCAAGUUAUAUUUCGUACUUUGCUCGAAUUAUAUAUAUAUCAAUAUAUACAACUGGUAUUAAUAUAAUGGGAUAUUUUCUCUAAUUAUUUUGCUUCUUAUUGAUAAUUUGGCGAAAUUUGAAGAACAGAAAUAUAAACCUAAUAUGCUAGGAUUAGCAUAAAACCCGUAAAAAUAUUAAAAUCAAUCGAGAUUUUAGGAUGGCAGAUGUUUUACGUCUUCUUCCUAUUUCUUAAUGCGAUUAUUGGUUUUUGAUUGUGAUUGUAAACAUUCUACCUUUACUACUGAACAGGCAAACAUACAGUUCAAGAUGACGAAUCGACCAAGCUUAGAAAGAGAUCGACUUCCGACAAACGAGUUGUGUUUAGUAAAUGUUACGAAGAUAAAGUAAAUAAGCCUACGGUCUUUAGUGUGCCACUGAAGAGUGACGAUCCUUGGGGGCUCGGUUUCGACAUCAAAGGAAAUAUGACUAAAGGAGUCUAUAUUAGUAAAUUAGGCAACAGAGGACCUGCUAAGGAAAGUGGCAAGAUACAAGUUGGAGAUAAGAUUUUAUCAUUUACUGUCUCCUUUGAGAAUAUUGUUUUGGAGGAUGCUCUAACUAUAAUUAGUUACGCAUCUACUCACCCUUGCGAUAUCACUUUGGAAAGAGAAAGUAAAAGUCAAGCCAAAGAAAACAUCGAAGAAGACAAUGGAAGCGAAGGAGAAGAGGCUGGUGGAAGAUUUGUUAAAACUCCAUUUAAUCCUUUAUUCCGAAGUCAAUCUGUGGAUAAUAUCCAUCAAAUCGACAAGACAAACAAAUCUCCAACCUAUUCGGAUGCAACUACUAGAAGAGUGCUCAGCCAAAAGGAAAUAAGAAAAGAAGAUGAGACGGAUACAGUUGAUACUACCUUUAACUUUCCCGAUGUUAAGCUAGACAGUUCCGAAAUGCUAUCUGAAGUAUCAUCAAAUUUUGAGCAAGGAAGAAUGAAAGAGGAAAGUAUCUUGGUAGAGAAAAAUGUCAGCAUAGAAUCAACGCUUCUAACUGAAGCUAGUGUUGUAGUUCACAAUGUUAACGAGGUCGAAAAUGAUAGCGACAAGAAAAAAAAUGAUAAAGACGGAGAUGAAGAUAAAAAGUCCGUUAGUAGCUCACAAUGUGAAUAUAUAGCCGCUGAAGAACAACCAGUUGUUCCCGCUUUUGUUCAAGAUCACCGAAUUGAUAUUGAGGAGGCGCCGAGAUCUUCCGAAAGUAAUGAUACAGUGGUUGAAAUACACGACGGUCCUACGUUGGCCGAGUUAAUGGCUAAAACGCUGGAAGAAACGCCUGAGGCGAUAAUUGUUGAAGAAAAGAAGGACAUGACAGAUGAGGCUAGAAUUGUCGCUGAAGCCGAAAUAACUGCAAAAAUUAUUGAAGAAGAAGCCAUAAAAGAAGUUAUUAGGAUUCAGGAAAAUAGCGAAAAGAUUGAAUUCAAGCAUUUAUCUGAUGCCGACAAAUUAGACAUAAUUAAGGCGUCUUACGAACCAGAAGAUGCCAAACGAAUGUCGGCAUUAUCGCCUAACGCUAAAUCCUCAACAACUGUUGUUAUGGUAGAUGAGCAGAAAAGGUCGAGAACAUCGAGUUCUUCGUCGGAAGAGGAUAGGCCGUCUUCUACAAUUACUCCAAGAACAAAUGAGGACGAUGUAAUUGUUGCAGAUGAGAAGGCGGAUAUACUUCUUCGGCGAAAGAGUGGCGAUAAUGGUACUGCCGUCAAAGCUGUGGUUGUAAAGGCUGUAAAUUCACCUGAUACCGAUAACGAUAGCCUCAAAGAAGGUGAACCAAUAGAAGAAUCAGCAUCUCCCACAAUAGCACCGUUGAGCUAUAAGCGUUAUUCGGCAGAGUUGGAUGGUAAAACAACCGUAAUCAAAGACACCAACGAUAAUGUAACUCUACAAUCACCUCGUCCAGCUCAGGUAUCAGUCGGUGGGAUGUCCUAUUACGUGGGUCUUGACCCGCCUCAACCCCCUGCCGGUCUUUUUUCUAUUGACGAUGAGAAUGAAUCUACGAGCAGCCUAUUGAAGGACUUAGGUCUUGAUAAAUAUGUAAAAAAUAACAAAAACGAUUCCGAAGCCUAAAAUAAGACUUACGGUUAUUUUGGCCGGAAGUGCAAUAAAGACUGCUUGAUGAACUGAUUCUGUACAGAAGAAAUUAAGCAUUCAGGUGUAAAAACAUUUAUCGUUUUUAUUCCUUUCUCUUUCAUUUUUUUUUCAUAGCGUUUCCUUUUCCGAUUUGAAUACUUCGUUGACCUUUUGUUCUUUUUUAUUGCAUUUUUAUCGCUCUUGUUAUUAAUAUUAUUAGGAAAAAAAUUACAAAAGAGUUCAAAUAUUAUGUAUACAGUAUAAAAGAAAGAAAAGAUAAAGAAAAGAUUCUAUUGUAUGAAGAUAGAGUGAAGUAGGAAAAAUCAAUUUAAAAGAAAAGGAAAGAUAUUUAAAGAGAGAUAGGAGAAAAAGUUUAAAAAAUGUGAAGUUAAUUACAAUAAAGUUAUCUUUUGCGAAGGAAUAAAAAACUAAAAAUAUAAAAAUUAGAGAGAAAUGAAUUUUGAAAAAGAGGGAACGCUUUUUUUUAUUAUUAUUAUUUAAUGCAAUUUUUGUUUUUUGUUCUUUUGAUAUUCCUUAAUACAUAUUGAUAUUCUCAUCGUUG